UGGCGCAAACACGGCCUAAAGUUACUCUCUCUACAGGGACGAAACUCUCGUACAUCUAUCCUCCUGUCUUCCACUGUGCCCGUGGCCCGAAAUUCGGGAUAAGUUGAAGGAGUUACUCCCUUUUUCCAGCAUAGUUAGCGACGUCGGAACGAAGGAAGGUGGAUCUGACAUAAAAUAGAAAAUUAAACAAGAUGAGUGCGGAUCUGGUGGCAGCGAACACACAUGGAAAUUUGGACGAGCAGAUUGCUCAGCUUAUGCAGUGCAAACCCUUGUCGGAGCCCGAGGUUAGGACUCUAUGUGAGAAGGCUAAGGAGACACUAAUGGAGGAAAGUAAUGUACAGUGCAUAUGGAACGUGCAUAAUAUGAUGUGCUUAAUUGAUUUCUGUGCUCCUGGAGUGCAGCCUGUCAAAAGCCCCGUGACAAUUUGUGGGGAUAUACACGGGCAAUUUCACGAUCUUGCUGAACUUUUCCGCAUUGGAGGGAAGUGUCCAGAUACAAAUUAUCUAUUUAUGGGAGACUAUGUAGAUCGUGGGUAUUAUUCAGUUGAAACUGUCACUCUUCUAGUGGCUUUGAAAGUGCGCUAUCCUCAACGGAUUACUAUUCUUAGGGGAAAUCAUGAAAGUAGACAGAUUACACAGGUCUAUGGAUUUUAUGAUGAAUGCCUGCGGAAGUAUGGAAAUGCUAAUGUUUGGAAGACUUUCACAGACUUAUUUGACUACUUCCCUUUGACCGCAUUGGUUGAAUCAGAAAUAUUUUGUCUGCAUGGUGGGCUGUCCCCCUCUAUAGAAACCCUUGAUAAUAUAAGAAACUUUGACCGUGUUCAAGAAGUUCCACAUGAAGGUCCCAUGUGUGAUCUUUUAUGGUCUGACCCUGAUGAUCGAUGUGGUUGGGGUAUCUCCCCCCGUGGUGCAGGAUACACAUUUGGCCAGGACAUAUCAGAGCAAUUCAAUCAUACCAACAACUUAAACCUAAUUGCCAGAGCUCAUCAGUUGGUUAUGGAGGGUUACAACUGGUCCCAUGAACAAAAGGUUGUCACUAUUUUCAGCGCACCAAAUUAUUGUUAUCGUUGUGGGAAUAUGGCAUCCAUUCUGGAAGUUGAUGAUAAUAGAGAGCAUACAUUUAUCCAGUUUGAGCCGGCUCCAAGGAGAGGAGAACCUGAUGUAACUCGAAGAACACCUGAUUAUUUCUUGUAGAUCAAUCGACAGUAACUGGCUCAUGGUUUGAUGCAAUGGUCGAAUUCGAGUGUUCAUUUGUCAUUUUUGAUGUGAUACGAAGGUGAAGAAGCAUUGAAAGUUUGGAAGUGGUUGAGGUUCCCUUCCAACAAUCAAUGUUAUAUUCUAACCAAUGCAAGGGUGCUUGGGAGCGGAAAGUGGGUUGGUCGAAUCUUUGAAUGUAUUGUUUCAUAUAAUGUUUUGAUGUUCUUGUUGUUUCCCUUUCUUUUGAUAAACAUAUCUGUAAGUUAGUUCUCUAUUUUUCUCGUCACUGCGAACUAUUGAUUUGGUCUGCAGAAGUAAUGGAGAAUUCUAUUAAGUUGCUUGAUCAUGAUUUUUUCUCCUCUCAAAAUUUACCAAUCAAGAUUGAGUUGCUUUA
Messenger RNA from Olea europaea var. sylvestris, 1590 nucleotides. Its product is annotated as serine/threonine-protein phosphatase PP2A-2 catalytic subunit-like. The record is from RefSeq and is a predicted model, not a curated record. Gene Ontology annotation, cellular component: cytosol. Gene Ontology annotation, molecular function: protein serine/threonine phosphatase activity. Bases 192 to 1193 code for a protein of 333 amino acids. Lineage: Eukaryota; Viridiplantae; Streptophyta; Magnoliopsida; Lamiales; Oleaceae. The transcript has 11 exons. Gene Ontology annotation, biological process: peptidyl-serine dephosphorylation; mitotic cell cycle.